Molecule: messenger RNA, 822 nt
Organism: Salvia miltiorrhiza (redroot sage)
Lineage: Eukaryota; Viridiplantae; Streptophyta; Magnoliopsida; Lamiales; Lamiaceae
Product: glutathione S-transferase T3-like
Exons: 2
Coding region: 1-822 (273 amino acids)
Source: RefSeq, a predicted model, not a curated record
AUGGAUCGUGAAUUAGAUGAAUACCUCGAGCAACAAGGCGGUUCGAGGCUUCCAAUGAUGGGAUUUGCUCCAUUUUCACAAGCCUCCAAUGUCUUGGCUACGGGAAAUCUUCCCACGCCGGCGGCGAACGCCAACGUCCAAGAAGAGCUAGAGGCGGUGAAGCCGAAAGCCAAUGGCACCCGCACUGCAUAUUCUAGCAAGGAGUCCGAGCUCGUAGCAAUCUUGUGGGCGGAGGCAACCCACAAUCCUAUUUUGGGGACCUCCCAAAAGUUGCUCCAAUAUUGGGGAGCAAUCGCGGAGAAGUUCAACUCGCUCAAUGAGUCGGGAGCGCCGCCGCGAAAGCCGGAUCAUCUCAAGUCCCACUUCGCCCGUGUCCAAAAGAAGACGAAAUUCUUCGAGGGCUUCUACAACACUUGCAAGGAGAAUUGGGGGAGUGGUAUGGGCGACGAUCAAAUCUUCCAACAAGCCCAGACGAUGUUCGAGGUGAAUUUCAAGAAGCAAUUCUCCUACGUCAAAGCUUGGAAAGUGCUUCGCGAAUGCGAAAGAUUCAUGUCGCAAGCCGGGGAUGUCCACUCCACAAAAAAGUCGAAGGGCUCCGAUGGUGGAGCAACCACCACUUCUUCAGAGCCGAGUGUCACGACGAGACCCCAAGGCCAAAAAGCGGCAAAACGAGACAAGGGCAAGGCGAAGAAGGGAGAAGGGUCUUCGGGAGGAGGUUUGACGUUCUCCGACGCCCUCGAGAAGGUGGCCGAAAGCAUGAGGGAGCAUGCUCUCAAAACGGGGGAAAUCGCCGAGCAGCUUCAGCUUAGAGGAGUUUUUUGA